GGCGUCUCUUCCGCUAGGAGCUCGGGCGCGCGAGGCGAGGGGGCGCGGCGGGCCCCCCAGCGCGGCUCGGCCGCAGCCGAGGCCCCGGACGGCCUCCUCCGCGUGCCGGGGCGGGAGGCGGGGCGGGAGGCCCGGUCGGGAUGCUGUCAAUAUGCAAAAGCGGAGGCAGUGGGCGGGGUGGGGGUGGAGGCUAGGUGCCGUAGAGGGCAAGGGGCACUCACAUCCCCGGCGCGCCCCUCGCGGGCCUCCCGUCUGCACGUGCCCCAGGCCUCUCCCCGCUUGCUCAACCCGUCUGCGGAAGGCGCGUACCCGCGUGCCCGGCUCCCGCGUUCGCUUCUUUGUUCCCGCCCACGCGAGGCCCAGUUUGACGGGCCGCCUUCGUGGCCAAUCGGCGCUGGCGCUGGCGCCGGCGCCUGCCCCGCCCUCCUGGGGGGGCGGGACACGGCCAGGACCCGCCCCCUCCCUCUGCCCACGUGGUGUGGAGCUCCCGCCCCGCGCAGCUCGCGAGUUUCGGGCCUCUGGAGGGCCGCGCUGUCUCGCACUUCCAGGUUCGCCGAGGUGGCCUCUCCGCUACGCGCUUCAGGCCGCGCGCGGUCGCCGGCUCCGAGGUGGUAGCCGGGCUGUUGGGGAGCCCAAGACGGUCCUGGGGGCGCCGCCGACGCCGCCCUCGGCCUUUGGUACCCGUAGGCCGAUCCCCGAAAUAGCAUCCGGUAGGGAAAUGGUCGUGCUUUCGGUGCCCGCCGAAGUCACUGUGAUCCUGUUAGAUAUCGAAGGUACCACAACCCCGAUUUCUUUCGUGAAGGACAUUUUAUUUCCAUACAUCAAAGAAAAUGUUAAGGAAUAUCUGCAGACACACUGGGAGGAAGAGGAGUGCCAGCAGGAUGUCAGUCUCUUGAGGAAACAGGCUGAAGAAGAUGCCCACCUGGAAGGGGCUGUUCCAAUCCCUGCAGCUUCUGGGAAUGGGGUGGCUGACAUGCAGCAGAUGAUCCAGGCCGUGGUAGACAACGUGUGCUGGCAGAUGUCUCUGGACCGAAAGACGACAGCGCUCAAGCAGCUGCAGGGCCACAUGUGGAGGGCGGCGUUCACAGCUGGGCGCAUGAAAGCAGAGUUCUUUGCCGAUGUGGUUCCAGCAGUCAGGAAGUGGCGAGAGGCUGGAAUGAAGGUGUAUAUCUAUUCUUCAGGGAGUGUGGAGGCGCAGAAGCUGCUAUUUGGGCAUUCUACAGAGGGCGACAUUCUUGAGCUUGUUGAUGGUCACUUUGACACCAAGAUUGGACACAAAGUGGAGAGUGAGAGUUACCGAAAGAUUGCCAGCAGCAUUGGGUGCUCAACCAACAACAUCUUAUUUCUGACAGACGUUACUGUGGAGGCCAGUGCUGCCGAGGAAGCCGACGUGCACGUCGCGGUGGUGGUGAGGCCUGGCAACGCGGGCCUAACGGACGACGAGAAGACCUACUACAGCCUCAUCACGUCCUUCAGCGAACUGUACCUGCCCUCGUCCACCUAGGGGAGGCCUGCCCAGGAAGACCCCGCCGCCCCUCAGCCGUCCCCUAGUGUGUAGUCGUAUUCAGUGACAAAAGGUAACUUACUUAGGCGUGUGCACAUAUGUAUGCGGGUGUAUAUAUGUGUAUGCUCAGAUUAACUUCCACAGGCACAUACGUGAAAACAGUUGUUCAGUCCAGUGAAAAUGAAACUUAUUUAAAGAUACUUUAUACGUAGAAAGUGUUCGAAAUGAUAACUCUAACCCUUCCUGAGGGCAAAGUGUAGUUGAUAGAAGAAAUUGCUAAAAUACACAUUAAAUGUGUUAUGUUAUCAAAUGUGUUCCAAAAUAGAAGCUAGUUUUGAAAACCAGUUUCAGCAGCCUUGUUAUUUUCAAAGCUGGAAAUAUUUCAGACAUUCCUGGUAGUAAUUCACUGCCUGUGUUUACUGUGAAUUAGAAGAGUCCAACAGUUACUCAAGAAUCUGUUACUUUAAGGAAAAAAUGUGUGUAUCAUUGUUGUACCUACAGCAAGCAGUUGCCUUACCAAUGAAAAAGGUGCCCUUCUGUUCCAGCUAAAUGAGGGAUGUGGUUCUUAAUGUUUGCAAAACGGCCCUAAACCUGCAGGUUGUUAUCAUUGCAGAUUUUAUAGUUGCCUCUGUAACUACUUAGCAUAAAAAGGUUUUAUUACAGCCAGUCCAUAAGAUUGAAAAGUGCACUGAUAUAUAAUAUUUUCCUCCAAAAUGGAUCUAACAAGUGUAAAUUUUAUAACAGCAUUAUUUAUCCCAGUUCGAUUCUAAUAGGCUGUCAUGUCAGUUCCAUGUUCUGAUAAAUAAAAGCAUUUUCUUCUUG
Oryctolagus cuniculus (rabbit) is the source of this 2326-nucleotide messenger RNA. RefSeq names its product enolase-phosphatase 1 (gene ENOPH1). Gene Ontology annotation, molecular function: magnesium ion binding; acireductone synthase activity. The record is from RefSeq and is a predicted model, not a curated record. Lineage: Eukaryota; Metazoa; Chordata; Mammalia; Lagomorpha; Leporidae.